AUGCAUCAGCCACUGGGCAGCUGGAAGCUCCCAGGGUCUCUUUGCUUUCUACUUCUGGUCUCCUGGGCUAUGGCCACGGCAGCCCUUCCCCUGGAAGAUGGCCUCGCCAUGAAAGGCAGUAAGCCCCUGCAGGAAGUGGCCGAAGGAAAGACGAGCGACCUCCUGACUUUCCUUUUCUCCUUAUACGACUGGACCUCCCGCGGCGGGGAGAUGCCUCUGGCCGGGGGCGAGGAGACGGAGUUCUCCAAGCGAGACGGGAGGGCUCUUUCCAACCAAGCCCCGCCUCGGGAUAAAACCCCCUGCAAGAAUUUCUUCUGGAAGACUUUCUCCUCCUGCUGAGAGAAUCCCGCCCGCUCCUGUCGUGUG
Molecule: messenger RNA, 366 nt
Organism: Vombatus ursinus (common wombat)
Lineage: Eukaryota; Metazoa; Chordata; Mammalia; Diprotodontia; Vombatidae
Gene: CORT
Product: cortistatin
Exons: 2
Coding region: 1-339 (112 amino acids)
Biological process (GO): regulation of cell migration
Cellular component (GO): extracellular region
Molecular function (GO): hormone activity
Source: RefSeq, a predicted model, not a curated record